GAACGUCAAACCGCAUACAAAGAAUCAACCCCACGCCGUCGACUUUCGAAUUUCGAAGCUAUCAAAGCCUCAGAUCUUACCCAUUACCUCGCAUAUAUCCAAAAAUCGACGAAAAUGGCACCACCUGUCCCCAAACCCGGCCCAGCGAAGCUAUCUAAGAAUGCGGCGCUACCAGAAUGGCUGGAGCAGGCCAAACUAUGCCGAUACUUGCCAGAGAGUGUGAUGAAGCAGCUAUGUGAGAUUGUAAAAGAGUGUUUAAUGGAGGGUGAGUGGUUCUCUGUGUGAUCUGUGCUUGCCUGGAAGCAUCCGGCGCUGACUUGCCCUAUGAAGAGUCAAAUAUUCAGCCCGUUACAACGCCAGUGACCAUUUGUGGAGAUAUCCAUGGCCAAUUCUACGAUAUCCUCGAGUUAUUUCGUAUCGCAGGUGGCAUGCCAGGCGAGGAGAACGUACAAGCGCCUCUCACAAAGUCUACCGCGAUAUCCUCUGAUGACAUCGAACCCCCCACCGAGAUUACGGAUCCUAAAUUAAAGAGAAAGAUUCGCAGUGGUGAUAGUGGUAUCGAGAGCGCAAGUGGGGAGGAUGAUGAUCAGGAAGAAUUUCGAGGUCGACCGAGAACUGCUGGACAAUCUAGUCGUGGUGGAAGCACUGGUGGUGAUUCAGCUAUUGGCGGUGUAAAUGAAGUUUCCGGCAACGGGAACCAAAAUUUCAUUUUCCUUGGUGAUUUUGUCGAUCGUGGAUACUUCAGUUUGGAAACCUUUACCUUACUGAUGUGUUUGAAGGCCAUGUCAGUAGCUGAACAGCUUGCAUUGAUACCCCACUAACAUUUCCGAAGGUACCCAGAUAAAAUCACACUGGUUCGCGGGAAUCACGAAUCCCGUCAAAUCACUCAGGUCUACGGUUUCUACGAAGAAUGUCAACAGAAGUACGGCAAUGCCUCAGUGUGGAAGUCUUGCUGUCAAGUUUUUGAUUUCCUCGUUCUGGCAGCUAUUGUUGAUGGAGAAGUUCUUUGUGUUCACGGUGGCUUGAGUCCUGAAAUCCGCACAGUUGAUCAAAUCCGUGUUGUCGCUAGAGCCCAGGAAAUCCCUCAUGAAGGAGCCUUCUGUGAUUUGGUUUGGAGUGAUCCAGAGGACGUUGAUACUUGGGCAGUUUCCCCUCGGGGUGCUGGUUGGCUAUUCGGAGACAAGGUUGCUACAGAGUUCAAUCAUGUCAAUGGUUUGAAACUGAUCGCUCGUGCUCAUCAACUUGUCAAUGAAGGAUACAAGGUAAAUAAUCUCACUUCUGCUUGAAAUUAUUUACCUAAUAUGACCUAGUAUCACUUUUCACAAAAAUCAGUAGUCACUGUCUGGUCGGCACCAAACUACUGCUACAGAUGCGGUAAUGUGGCGUCCAUCAUGAACGUCGGCGAAGACCUGAACCCCAAAUUCAGCAUCUUCAGUGCCGUUCCUGAAGAUCAACGAGCCGUCCCAGCCGGCCGUCGUGGCGCUGGUGAGUAUUUCCUGUGAUUGGUUACCUUGUAGAUGGAAAAAGAUACCCAAACCUGGCGUUCGUGGUUUUCAUGGUUGUUCAUGAUUGUUGUUUGCAUAUAUGGGACUUGGGCGUUUGUUACGACUUGGGAUGAAAAAUGUACAUCACGAAACGGGGAACGUUUUUGGAAUUGUGGGCUAAAUGUAGUAUAACCACAUAUUACAGUACGGGAGGUUAUUAAUUACAAAUUCUAUCGAAAAUGCUCCUGAGAAGGAAGCUUGGUUUCGAUCUUUUAACCUGGAUUGAUUUAACUGCUCGUAAUUUCCAGUUUACGGAUCCAAUUCUCGAUGAAAAGGACGAGUCAAUUUUGAGCAGCCAAUCCAGUGGCAAUAGAUAUGUAUUUUGUGCGUUCUAGUUGAGUCCGUGUAGCGUACUCUUAAGGGAUGUCGUGAAAAUGAGGGGCCCUACUAAAAAGUGCCCCUAUAACAUUUGGCGGGGUUCAGGCUACUUACCCACUUCCGAUCUCGGUCAUAAUCUUGCAAAUUGUCAACCCUUCGACAAACCUCUGAAUACCUGAUUUAUUCUUGCAUUUCCUCUGCGAUUUCUUCAAAUAAUUUGAUACGAUGACUUCAGCCACCCAAGUCGGACUCAAUACUCCAGCAGGAAAGGCUGAAAAGCCUGAAGAUACCACUCACACCCCAUCGCAAAGGUAUCUUUCCACCAGAGGGGGCUCCUAUGGAGUACGACUGCGCAUUUUCUUUCACUUCUCAGCACUGUAUUGCUAACUUGUAGCAGCUAUCAUUCGAAGAAGUUGUAUUGAAAGGUCUAGCAUCGGACGGCGGACUUUUCAUCCCAGAAACAAUACCCUCACUUCCCAGCGACUGGGAAUCAAAAUGGCAGAACCUUUCCUUCCCAGAACUCGCCCACGAAAUCCUCUCCCUUUACAUCUCAACCUCCGAAAUCCCAUCUGCGGACUUGAAAGAUAUCCUCGGUCGAAGUUAUGCCACGUUUCGCGCACCGGAAACGACCCCACUGGUCACAUUGAAUGAGAAGGAUAAUUUAUACCUACUCGAACUCUUCCACGGUCCAACGUUUGCCUUUAAAGAUGUCGCUUUACAGACACUGGGAAACUUGUUUGAGUACUUUUUAGUGCGACGGAAUAAGGGGAAGACUGGAAAGGAUAGACAUCAUCUUUCAGUGGUAGGCGCAACGAGUGGUGAUACUGGGUCCGCUGCGAUUUACGGUCUACGAGGAAAGAAGGAUGUUUCUGUCUUCAUACUAUUCCCAAAAGGAAGAGUUAGUCCUAUACAAGAGGCGCAAAUGACUACGGUUUUAGAUGCCAACGUACACUGCUUGGCUGUAGAGGGGUUCUUUGAUGAUUGCCAGGUGAGUCAUGGCCAUACUAUUGCGCAACAUCGAUCAUUGCUAAUUUUCAUAGGAUACAGUAAAAGCGCUCUUCGCAGACCCAGAAAUUAACGAGAAGCUCAACCUCGGAGCUGUCAAUUCCAUAAAUUGGGCUCGAAUUCUCGCUCAGAUAACAUACUACUUUCACUCCUAUUUCUCGCUCAAAAAGUCGCCGACAUACAAGGCAGAUCAUAAAGUUAGAUUCGUGGUUCCUACCGGAAACUUUGGCGAUAUUCUAGCAGGAUACUUUGCCAAGCGCAUGGGUCUUCCAGUCGAGAAACUUGUAGUCGCAACAAACGAAAAUGACAUCUUGGACCGAUUCUGGAAGACUGGACACUAUGAAAAGAAGCCAGAGCACGGCGUAAAAGCAGAAGGCGGACUCGCGGAAGAUGGGGCAAAAGCACACGAAGUUGGUGUCCGAGAAACCCUGAGUCCAGCAAUGGAUAUUCUAGUUUCCAGCAAUUUCGAACGGCUACUAUGGUUCCUGGCGUACGAAUACGCAGCCGGAGCAAACAUGAACGAGGAAUGGACGAAGCAGCAAGCCGGUCAAGAAGUAGAGUCCUGGUUAAAAGCCCUCAAAACAAAAGGUGGAUUCGGAGUCAAUGCUGAAAUUCUAUCAUUGGCGAAGAGAGACUUCGAAAGUGAAAGAGUCAGUGAUGAACAAACUGUUACUACAAUCAAAGAAUUCUAUUCUUCCCCUCCUGCGGGGUCCAAAGAAUAUGUUCUAGAUCCCCAUUCGGCUAUUGGUGUUGCUGCCUCUUUACGAUCGAUUCAAAGGACUACACCAGCUGAUACUCAUCACAUCUCUCUGAGUACUGCGCAUCCCGCGAAGUUUGCUGGCGCUGUUGAUUUGGCGUUGAAAAGUGAGAAGGGAUUCACAUUCGACUCGGUACUUCCUAAGGAGUUUGUAGGAUUGGAGAGUAAGGAGAGGAAGGUACUGAAUGUUACUAAAGGUUCAGGGUGGGAGGGGGUUAGAAAGGUUGUGGUGGAUGAGGUGGAGGCUGAGUUGAGUGCAGCUUUGUAGGUGCUGAUGGAUUUCUUUUCUGUAAUUGGAGUAUUGGGCUGGGCUUUGGCGGUUUAGAUGAAAUGAAUGAGAUGAGAUUGUGUUUCUUUGCACGUUCUAA
Hymenoscyphus albidus is the source of this 3992-nucleotide messenger RNA. NCBI's taxonomy places the organism in Eukaryota, Fungi, Ascomycota, Leotiomycetes, Helotiales, Helotiaceae. The record is from the annotation of a GenBank genome assembly.